AUGGGAAUUGAUGUUACAGUCCACACUGUUAUAUUAAGGAUUUAAGGUUUCCUUUUUAAAAGCGUCCGUUUUUAGGAAAGCUCUUUCAAAUUUCCACGUUUGAAAAACACGAACAUUACUGUAAACGGGGAUAAAGUCAGUUUUAACAGAAAACACUUCCUCCCUCUGUUCUUUCCGGUCCAUUAACCUUGGUAACAAAAACAUUUAGAACUAUCUACAAUGGCUUUCCCAGGAAAACACUCUUUUGCACGACUCGGAAAACCAGUAAGUUUUAAAUUACCUUUUGUAUUAAAUACAUAUAGAUGACAUCGAGUCAAAAUGGGAUAGCGUUUAUCCUCACGUGCGAAUGUACAUUAUUAUCUUUGCAAUAUUUUCAUGCAGACUUUUGUUUAACGACAAAAUAUACACAAAAUACAUUUUUGAUAUCCCUUCAAUAUCCGGCAGAUUAAAGUUUUCUUGCUCUAAAAUGUAGAAGGGUAGAAACGACUUAAAAAGUGUCAAAUGCUGAGCAUUUGUAUCAGAAAACAAAAGUAAUCGAACUCCGAGACAAAUUCUUAAAACGCCAUCAUUGUUGUUGUGUCUUUCAUUCCUUUUUCGCCUCUGUUCAAUUUUCAAGAACAAUUUAUGAGAAUCUUUGUACGCGAUAAAAAAGGGAAGAUGACUUCUUCAUGUACAUUGUCUAACAGCAUGAACUUAUUUCAUAAUUCGUGAGUUGCAUGGUUAACCUACGUCCUACACUUUCUUGUUUCCACGGUGUAAUUUUGCAACAAAAACAAACUAACUCUAAAAAAUCUCCGGAUACAAGAAAAAGUAAAAACGACGUGGUUAUGGAGGUGGUGUAAUAUGGCAUGAACUGAUUUUAAAUUUGUUCUCAUGAGUGGAUAUCAACAUCCUUAAUUAGAAUGCGUUGAAUUCAUUGCAAAACAAAAAUAAAAUCAAUUUAGACAGUGCUGAUAUGACCGAAUACUUCUGGCCUCUAGGAUAGGAAGGGGGCAUCGCGAAAAAGGGAAAAGGGAGAGGGGACUGAGAGAUAAAAGCAACUCUCCUUUUUCCCUUUCGCGUUCUUUACUGCCCCCCUUCCCCACCCUCCCCUCCCCCCCCAACUCCCCUCCAACUUCACGCCUGGUGUGGUACCUCAGGGAACAGAAACAGUACGACUAGCAUUAAAACAAAGGGUUUAACUAAUUGGGCUGAAUAUCAGUCUCGGGCCUCGUUACAGCCCUACUGUAACAAGGAAGGAUUCAACGUACUAUGCACCGAUGGCAACGGCUCUAAAGCAAGAAUUGGUAUCGUUGCCAACAAUCAAAAUGUCUGUAGCUCUUGUGACUCCAGAAUCGGGUUUGGCACUGGAGGG
This is a messenger RNA of Porites evermanni, 1354 nucleotides long. The record is from the annotation of a GenBank genome assembly. NCBI's taxonomy places the organism in Eukaryota, Metazoa, Cnidaria, Anthozoa, Scleractinia, Poritidae.